Messenger RNA from Dermacentor silvarum, 747 nucleotides. RefSeq lists its product as uncharacterized. Gene Ontology annotation, molecular function: amine binding. Lineage: Eukaryota; Metazoa; Arthropoda; Arachnida; Ixodida; Ixodidae. The record is from RefSeq and is a predicted model, not a curated record. The transcript has 4 exons. Bases 114 to 566 code for a protein of 150 amino acids. Gene Ontology annotation, biological process: symbiont-mediated perturbation of host defenses.
ACACGCUCUACUUCCGCUUAACCACUCUCUGCUUCUUGUGUAUUCUUUAUAUAUUCUCCAUGAAACGCAUAAAUGCUUAUAGCACUUGCGUUUUUUAAUUACGGUGAUUGCAGAUGAUCAAUAAUUUUGAGAACCCAGUGGCAAUUUUCACAUCAAGUGACGAGGCUGAUUUGGAAUGUGUCAGUGCCAGGAGAACCCACUUCAAUUGGGAAACGCGCACGGCUACGUAUGUGUGGAUACUGAAAGGACAUCGUGGAACCCAAAGGAGGCCACUGCGUUUUGAUGCAUGGCAAGGACCGCAACCAAAUCAAGUGAACUUUCUUUUAAAAGGGAAUCCAAGCAAAGAAGGGACAGCUACGGUUCACUACACAGACUACAAGAACUGUUUUGUGGCCACAUUCCCCAGUUCCGUUUACGGAGGACAGUGCAUGAUGUGGGUGACAAAAGAGGUUGAGGACAAUGUCCCCCAAGACUGUAUUGAUCAAUUCGAGGACAUCUGUGAUGUGGAAGUCUCGGCGUACAAUCACGAUCUGUGCAAAGAUGACGACGACGAUUACGAAGAAUAAGGCCAGGCCUGAGUCAACUUGUCGUUGGUUUUAAACAGCAAGAGUAGUUUACAUUUGUAAAUGUGUAGGGAAUGCCUCGGAUACGUAUUCUUGCAGUGGGAUGCACACUGUCCUUCAUGAACUAAGAUGUUUGAAAUUUCUUGAGUUACAUAAUGCAUGCGUUACUGAUUUGCCUUUGAAA